Messenger RNA from Symbiodinium sp. CCMP2456, 809 nucleotides. NCBI's taxonomy places the organism in Eukaryota, Dinophyceae, Suessiales, Symbiodiniaceae. The record is from the annotation of a GenBank genome assembly.
GAGCAAACACCAAGACGCCAGAUGCAGAGGAGGAGACCUCCCCUCCGAGUGCCCCUUCGAGGCAGAGGACGCCGUCCGCCUCGGAGGAGGCGAAGCCGGAGACGGAGGAGGCUUCUGUGAAGCGCUUGGAGCGGGUUCGCCCAAGCAUGACGCCGCCCAACCCGCUAGGUCAGCCUGCAGCUUCUGCGAAGGAGCCUGCAGAGGCACAAGAGGAAUCAGUGGCGGUGCCAGAGGCUGCUCCAAGCGCUUCUGUCAACCAAUUUGAGGUCGAACGCCGCGAGGAAUCGCCAAAGAACUCUUUGACCCCAAUGCCCGGGCACGGGCGAAAUCUUCCAACAGGAAGCUGGCAGGACACCCAGGACAAGCUCCAACAGGAGUGGUACUCAAAGUUGGCUGCGGGCGUGGAUGACAACGAAAAGCCCGGCCGGCGGGGAAAGGCUUCCCUGAGGGGAGCUGCGACAGGGUCACGCAGGGUGGGCGCCUCCUUGCGUGGAGCAGCCUCCGCUUCCGCAAGCGCUGCUGGCAGCCAGAUGGGUAGUCAGGCACCUUCCCGUUCAUCGCAGUCUCCGGCCAUGUCGCCAAGGAGUUCCGGAACAGAAGGGUCGAGUCCACAAGCGGCGGCUCCUGCGGGCUUCCCGGGCUUCUCCGGCCCUGCGGGACCUCCGGCGGGUUUAGGGCCCGGUCCGGCUUUGGGGCCCGGCCCGACUGGCAGGCCACCACGUGGUCCAGGGCCACCAUUAGGAGCGCGUGGGAAAGGCCCCAGUGGCCCCACCCCACAGUCCCAGGUCGCACCCAAUUGGGCCUUUUAG